This is a messenger RNA of Calypte anna (Anna's hummingbird), 3690 nucleotides long. It is a transcript of the gene RALGPS1, whose product is annotated as Ral GEF with PH domain and SH3 binding motif 1. Gene Ontology annotation, biological process: Ras protein signal transduction; positive regulation of GTPase activity. Gene Ontology annotation, cellular component: plasma membrane. The transcript is spliced from 22 exons. Gene Ontology annotation, molecular function: guanyl-nucleotide exchange factor activity. Bases 476 to 2221 code for a protein of 581 amino acids. The record is from RefSeq and is a predicted model, not a curated record. NCBI's taxonomy places the organism in Eukaryota, Metazoa, Chordata, Aves, Apodiformes, Trochilidae.
CCCGCACCUGAUUGGUGGGCCCACCCAUGGGGAGCAGGGAUUGGCCCGAGGACCUGUCAGUCUGGGCCCCGGCCUCGGCGGCGGCGGUUCGGUGCGGCAGCGGCCUGAGGUGCUGCGGGGGGCUCCUACCUCGGUACGGCGGGGUUCUCGCGCUGAGAGGGCUCCUGAGCGAAGCUGUGGGCGGCUAUCCCAGGACAGGAAUGCCAUGCUGUUAAACAAGAGAUAAGCCUGCUGGAUUCAACAACAAAUUGAUGGCAGUGUGCAUCAAAAUGGGUUGAGUGAGUGCAGAUCUACCUUAUUCCACUUGUAGUUGUUCUGGCACUGUCUUCAUUUUUGCUUCAGAGGGAACUAUGUAUCUAAAUGGGUUUGUUAAGUUGGCAGAGAAGAACAGACAACCUCUGGUGGAAUUCUGUUUUCAUCAUGUUGUCUCAGCAGUACUGGGUGAGCUGAAACUUCCUGCAUCUUGGGGGAGAGCAUGUAUAAAAGGAAUGACCUCAUGGCCAAUGUGAUGGUCACCUCCGCCACUCCAGAGGGUAGUAGCAGCUCAGAUUCUCUGGAAGGGCAAAGUUCAGAUUUUGCCAAUAAAAGCUACGAUGCAGUUGUGUUUGAUGUGUUGAAAGUAACUCCUGAGGAGUUUGCUAGCCAGAUUACAUUGAUGGAUAUGCCAGUAUUUAAAGCUAUACAGCCUGAGGAACUAUCAAGCUGUGGAUGGAAUAAGAAAGAAAAACAUAUCCUUGCUCCAAAUAUUGUUGCCUUUACUAGCAGGUUUAACCAGGUCAGCUUUUGGGUUGUACGAGAAAUAUUAACAGCACAGACCUUAAAAAUAAGGGCAGAAAUAUUGAGCCAUUUUGUGAAAAUAGCUAAAAAACUUCUAGAGCUGAAUAACCUUCACUCUCUUAUGGCUGUUGUCUCAGCACUGCAAAGUGCACCUAUCUUCAGACUGACCAAGACCUGGGCUCUUUUGAACCGCAAAGACAAGUCCACCUUUGAGAAAUUAGACUAUUUACUGUCUAAGGAAGAUAAUUAUAAAAGGACACGAGAGUACAUCAGGAGCUUAAAAAUGGUCCCUACUAUUCCAUAUUUAGGAAUUUAUCUCUUGGAUUUAAUCUACAUUGAUUCUGCAUAUCCUGCUUCAGGCAGCAUUAUGGGGAAUGAACAGAGAUCCAAUCAAAUGAACAAUAUCCUCCGAAUCAUAGCUGAUCUGCAAGUCUCCUGUAACUAUGAUCAUCUUACAACACUGCCCCAUGUGCAGAAGUAUUUGAAGUCUGUACGUUACAUUGAAGAACUGCAGAAAUUUGUAGAAGAUGACAAUUAUAAAUUAUCAAUAAGAAUUGAGCCAGGUAGCAGCUCUCCUCGACUGGUUUCUUCCAAAAAAGAUCUUGCAGGUCCCUCUGACAUGUCAGCAAUUAUGAAAUUCAGCAGGAGACCCACAUGUCCUGAUGCCUCAGUUGCAGCAAGUUUACCUACACCUCCUGUACCACGGCACAGGAAGAGUCACAGCCUGGGAAACAACAUGAUGUGUCCAUUCAGUGUGGUGGAAAGCAAAAGUGCCACCUUCCCGACGGAGAAGCCACGCCACCUCCUGGAUGACAGCGUCCUGGAAUCCCACAGCCCAGCCCGUGGACACCCCCUGGACACACUCCUCACCAACGGCCUGUCCAUAGACAGCAGUGAAAGCUCAGAAUAUAGUGAGGAGCUGCCAUCAGGGUUUGAAAGGGGUCGUUUGUAUGCCACUCUGGGGCCUAACUGGAGGGUACCGAUCCGGAACUCUAGGAGUCGAAGCUGUGUCUACAGCCCAGCAGGGGCCUGCAGCUGCACAUUAGGUAGUUCCACAGAAGUCAUUACCAUGGAAGGGCCAUUAAGAAGAAAAACAUUGCUCAAAGAAGGCAAGAAACCUAUUCUCUCCUCAUGGACAAGAUACUGGGUUAUGCUUUCAGGAUCAACUCUUCUAUACUUUGGAGCAAAAUCUAUAAGAGGCACUGAAAGAAAACAUUAUAAAUCUACACCUGGUAAAAAAGUCUCCAUCGUGGGCUGGAUGGUGGCAUUGCCUGAUGACCCUGAGCAUCCUGAUAUUUUCCAGCUAAAUAACCCUGACAAAGGCAAUGUUUACAAGUUCCAGGCUGGCUCAAGGUUUCAUGCAAUACUGUGGCAUAAGCAUUUGGAUGAUGCGUGCAAAAGCAACAAGCCUCAGGUACCUGCUAAUCUUAUGUCGUUUGAAUAAUUUGCUCUCCUACCUGGUGUGACUUCAAGUGCCAAACUGAAGAAACAGGCUGUUAAUGAUUUUCCUGACAUGAGCCAGCCACAAUAUUUCAGCACUUUUCUAUGGAACUUGAAAGUGAUUCUGAUGCAGCUUUUAAAAGCAGAAAGUGAAUGUUGUCCUUAGGACCUGUUGUAGUCUCAUUCACUGAGUGAAAGCAGACAAGUUAGAUGGACAGAAGAUUAAUCCCAACUCCUGACAGAUUCCAGAGCCCUCAAAUUUUUGUGGUCAGACUGCCAUGAACUGAUGUUUGACCACAAACUAACCAACAUAUCUUCUGCCUAUUCCGUCUGCCUAUUCUUUUUUAAACGGUUCUUUUUAUGGUUAAACUGCUUUGUGUGACUGAAGAAUAUUUGGCCCAUGUUGGGUUUCAAUUAUUUCUAAUGCACAGAAUGACUGACAGUGUUAACUUGCUGCAAAGAGUCAAUUAGAAUAGAAAAUUGAGGAACAACAUUUUUAUAAUCUAAGUGCACUGAGUUGUUUGGCAAUGUGGUUGCCUCAGAUUUUGUAUCAAAUCUCUGGACAAUUCUGCUGUUCACAUUUGAGCUAUUUGGGAAAAAUGUAUUUUGGCACCAGACAGAAGACUUUUCAUUCAGUUAUAUCAGUCAAGAAUGCCUAGACAAAGGAUUUAAGGUUGUUUAAAUUUAUCUCAUGCUAUAAGGUCAUCUUUCAUUCUCUUACUACUGGCAUCAUUGCUUACAGAUUUGGUUUUUAAUUCAGUCUGAAUGCUGUUCAUCUUGAAUGCCUUGGUAGAGGGAAGCAGGUGAUCAGAUGUUACUCAUGGCUCCUCAGAAUGAUCCUGUAUCAUUGCUUCUCUUCUUUCUGUGGAUGACUCAGCUCCACUUGGUUCCAAUACAUGAGGCACCUUUAUCACUUGAUCCUGCUCUUGGGAAAUCAUGGUGGCAAUGAAGGUUGGGCAAGAGUGUCUGAGAGUGUGGGGGGGAAGAAAACCAAAACAAAUCACAAAAAACCCAACACAACCUAAAUUAUCUUUCUUCUCUUAAAGAAAGAUUGUGAAGAUAUCAAAUGUAGGCAGUAUCAUUAAUUUGUUAAUGUUUUGAUGUGAUUCAGUGCCAAAAUGCAUGUUUUCCAAAUAGCACUAAAACGAGGCAAAGAAAUUAGUUUUCAAAUUGCAACCUAUUUGUCAUAUUAUAAUGUAAACCAGUUUCAACAUUUUGAUUCAUUUUGUGUGAAAACUGUUGCACUAUUUUUGGCUGUAUUUUCCUAGCAGUCCACUGCAUGCCAUUUGUGUAGGGAUUCUUUCUAUAGUUCUUGUGAACUGUCUCACCCAUAAGAACCCUGGUGUUGGAAUCUAGGUUUUUGGCGAAGUAUUUUGUUACCUCAGUCUUGUAUCAAGUUGCUGUAUUUUUCAGUUUGUUACAUUGAUAAUGAUUGUUUCACUGAUUAAAUACUUUAAUGUUAAAAAAAAAAAA